AUGAAAAGAAACGGAUCUGGACCUUCUCUAAGUUCUUUGAUAAAAUCACUGGACGAUGCGAUGCGUUCGAAGAAGCGGAUCGAUUCUAGAAGUCGCCCAGUAGGGAUGUGGAUUACGGGGAUAAAGAGGCCGUUAUUACAGAAUUUUGGUGCGAUUCUGAAGCCGAGAAUCCUUCUUUUACAGGCUAUCAAGAAGCUAGUCCGUGAGAGGAAGGAAGCUAUUUUUGCCAAGGGCAAGAUCUACAUGUGUUUCAAGUUUCCUUCUCGGAUUCGACUUUGGAUGAUUGAAGCCGACGUUAAGUUUCUAGAAGGCGAAGUAGCGAAGAAUGUUGAUGCUUACUUGAAACUGGCAAGGGAGCUGCAGCCUCAUUUGUUUCCCUAUACAAAUAAUAAAUGUUUCGAGGCCAAGAACAUAACCAGUGCUGAGAUGGAGCUGUUGAGGCUUGAAUGGAACCAAGGCAACAAGUUUACAGAGGACGGAGAUGGGGAUGGAGGAGAUCUUGCAUGA
This is a messenger RNA of Arabis nemorensis, 507 nucleotides long. The record is from the annotation of a GenBank genome assembly. NCBI's taxonomy places the organism in Eukaryota, Viridiplantae, Streptophyta, Magnoliopsida, Brassicales, Brassicaceae.